This is a messenger RNA of Sinocyclocheilus rhinocerous, 1162 nucleotides long. Its product is annotated as endoplasmic reticulum lectin 1-like. The record is from RefSeq and is a predicted model, not a curated record. The annotation marks the transcript as partial. NCBI's taxonomy places the organism in Eukaryota, Metazoa, Chordata, Actinopteri, Cypriniformes, Cyprinidae. Gene Ontology annotation, cellular component: endoplasmic reticulum lumen. Gene Ontology annotation, biological process: endoplasmic reticulum unfolded protein response; ERAD pathway; retrograde protein transport, ER to cytosol. The transcript is spliced from 8 exons.
GGCAACAACUGGACUGUAAAUGGACAGGGGUUUGCAGAGGGAAGUGACGGAUCAGGAAAUGGUUUAGGAGAGAUGGGAGUAGGUGCAGUUUAAGAGGGUCUGUAUGGUGGUCUGUGUUAUGUCUAUGGCCGUACUAACAGAGGCUCAUGCGCCUCCACGCGCUAUUGGCUGAGGGGAAUUUCCGUCUGAUGCCGGAAAUGGACGUGGCAAGAUGACAAAGUCCUGAUGCGCUUCCUGUUUUAACUCUGGUCAAGUUAUCAACAGUCAGUUGGCUAUUAGAUCUCACUGAUUACCUGUAGUAACCGUGUUUCUGACUCUUCUCCUCCCUCUGUCUCUUUCUAAUGUCCCGAUAACGCUCUUUGGAGGCUCAGCAGGGGUGAUGCGGGUGUCUUGGCGCUGGUUUUUGGGGCUGAUUUGGGUCGGAGUGUCUGCGACUCGUGCUGGAUCUCCUGUGUUUUCUGAUGAGAUCCCCUUCAAAAUCAGAUGGCCCGGGGCAGACUUCACCCUGUCAACGUCAGGAGGCCUGUACAAAGAAGAUAACUAUGUUAUCAUGACAACUGCGGAAAAAGAAAAGUACAAAUGUUUAUUGCCAUCUUUGUCCAGCAACCAGGAGGAUGAUAUGAAGAAGUAUAGUGGGCCGAGUCCAGCUGAGCUGCUGGAGCCGUUAUUCAAACAGAGCAGCUGCUCCUACAGAAUCGAGUCAUACUGGACAUAUGAAGUGUGCCACGGGAAGCAUGUACGGCAGUACCAUGAAGACAAGGAGACGGGGCAGAAGAUCAACAUUCAGGAAUACUAUCUGGGUACCAAGAAUAAAAAAGAUAGUGCAGAAUCAGAAACAUCUAGCGACUCUGAAACAGAAGGAUCAACCACCAACACAGAGGUGCCAACAAAAAAUAUAGAGGGUCAGCUGACACCAUACUAUCCCGUAGAGAUGGGACAAGGGACUGAAUGCUCUCUGAGACAGAAUGAACCUCGCUUUACCACAGUGCUGUACGUCUGCCACCCGGAGGCAAAACAUGAGAUCCUCACAAUCGCUGAGGUCACCACCUGUCAGUAUGAGGUAGUGGUGCUCACACCCCUCCUCUGUCCUCACCCGAAAUACAGGUUCAAGUCCUCCCCGGUGAAUGACAUCUUUUGCCAGGCUCUGGGUGGCUCCCCUCUC